Messenger RNA from Dipodomys ordii (Ord's kangaroo rat), 1287 nucleotides. Its product is annotated as zinc finger protein 772-like. The record is from RefSeq and is a predicted model, not a curated record. Gene Ontology annotation, biological process: negative regulation of transcription by RNA polymerase II. NCBI's taxonomy places the organism in Eukaryota, Metazoa, Chordata, Mammalia, Rodentia, Heteromyidae. Gene Ontology annotation, molecular function: DNA-binding transcription repressor activity, RNA polymerase II-specific.
AUGGUGUCCGCCGCGGUGCUGCACGGGUCCCGGGGCCGUGUGACCUUGGAAGACAUCACCGUGUCCUUCUCCCAGGAGGAGUGGGGGCCUGAUGAGGCUCAGAAGAGCCUGUAUCAUGAUGUGAUGAUGGAGAACUUCGUGCUGGUGGCCUUGGUGGGGUGUUGGCAUAGAAUGAAGGACGAAGAGCUGCCUUCUGAGAAGAGCACUUGCACAGGCGUGUCUGAUGCUAGGGCUUCCCAGGGAGCCCCUCUGCCCCAGAAGGCCUACCCCUGUGAGACAUGGGGCCUGGACUUAAACCACAUUCUACACGUGGCUGAGCCCCAGGAAACUCAUAGGGGGCAAAGGCCACACCAGAGCAUGGCAUGUGGGGAGCAGCUGUGGGUCAGUGCAGUUCAGGAGCACGGUGGGGAGGAACACUCCAGUGGGGAUGAAGAUGGGGCAUGCCUUGUGAAGCUCUCUCCUGUCCAGCCCUUGGGAACACCUUUGAUGAUGUGGGAGAGCUGUCAGGACUCAGGCAGCUUGGGCUUGUCCCAGCACCCAGUCCCUCACUGCGAACGGGACCCCCACAGAAGCACUGCGUGUGGAGAGAUGGUGCGCGGGGGGCAGAGGCGGUACGCGUGUAGUGAGUGCGGGAAGGCCUUCAGCCGGAAGGACUCCCUCGUUCAGCAUCAGAGAGUGCACACUGGGGAGCGGCCAUACGCGUGCAGCCAGUGUGGGAAGGCCUUCAGCCGGAAACCCAUCCUUGCUCAGCACCAGAGAGUCCACACAAGAGAAAUGCCGUACGAGUGCACCGUGUGUGGGAAGGUCUUCAAUCACAGCUCUAACCUUAUCGUGCACCAGCGAGUACACACUGGAGCAAGGCCUUACAAAUGCAGCACAUGUGGGAAAGCCUAUAGCCACAAAUCCACACUGGUUCAGCACGAGAGCAUGCACAGCAGGGAAAGGCCUUACGAGUGCAGCGAGUGUGGGAAAUUCUUUGGUCAUAAGUACAGGCUUAUUAAACACUGGAGUGUUCACACUGGAACAAGGCCUUACGAGUGUAUUACAUGUGGGAAGUUCUUUAGUCAAAGCUCUGAUCUCAUUGCUCACCAAAGGGUUCACAAUGGGGAGAAGCCAUAUGUGUGCAGUGACUGUGGAAAGGCUUUUAGCUACAAGCAUGUGCUUGUUCAGCACCACAGGAUUCACACUGGAGAGCAGCCAUACCAGUGCAGUGAGUGUGGGAAGGCCUUCAGGCAGAGGGCCUCCCUCAUCUGGCACUGGAAAGUCCACAUCGGGGAGAGGCCAUAG